UACUCCAUAUAAAGUCACUCCCUUCUUCUUCUUCUACUUCAUCUCUCCCAAUCGACUGUCAAGUGUGAACACUCUCUGGUUAAUCUUCUUCACCAUUUCCUCUCUCUCUCUCUACAAUGUCGUCGUCGGAGAGAGCCAUUAUCUUCUUCACUCUCUGCAUUUUCUAUUCUUUCACCUUUACCCAUUCAAAAACCACCAUUCUCGACGUAUCAUCCUCGAUUCAGAAAACCCUAGAUUUCUUCACUCUCAACCAAUCAGCUAUACGAAACCCCGUCCUUCAUCAACAGAGAAACUCAUAUUCUCUUUCUUUCGACCUACAUUCUCGCUCCUCUCUUCACCGACCUCAUUACAACGACUACAAAUCCCUCACCUUAGGUCGCCUUCACCGCGACAAUAUCCGAGUCAAAUCACUACAAACUCGAUUAAACCUAGCAAUUAGAGGAAUCACUCACUCAGAUCUAAAGCCAAUCGAAACAGAUUCAAAUCUAGAAACGCCAGUAAUUUCCGGUACAAGUGAAGGAAGCGGCGAGUAUUUCACACGAAUCGGAAUCGGUCAACCGGCGAAAGAAGUUUACAUGGUGAUCGAUACAGGAAGUGACGUAAACUGGAUACAAUGUUCUCCCUGCGCCGAUUGUUAUCAACAAACCGAUCCAAUCUUCGAACCGUCUUCUUCCUCAUCGUACUCACCUCUUACAUGUGAUACAGUUCAAUGUAGAUCGCUCGACGUUUCCGAAUGUCGCACCGGCGAUUGUCUCUACGAAGUUUCCUACGGCGACGGAUCAUAUACAGUCGGCGAUUUCGUGACGGAAACGAUCUCUUUCGGUAGAAUGAAUCAAGUUAAUCGAAUCGCAAUCGGUUGCGGUCAUAAUAACGAAGGUUUAUUCGUCGGCGCCGCUGGAUUAAUCGGUCUCGGCGGUGGUUCUUUAUCAUUUCCUUCUCAAAUUAAAGCUUCAAGUUUAACUUAUUGUUUAGUAGAUCGCGAUUCCGAUUCCGCUUCAACUUUGGAAUUCAAUUCCAUAAUCCCUCCUUACGCCGUAACCUCUCCGAUGCUUCGUAAUCCGAAGUUUCAAACCUUCUACUACGUUAACCUAACGGGUUUCAUGGUCGCCGGCGAGGAGAUAUCAAUAGAUCGAUCGAUUUCUGAGAUUGACGGUAACGGCGAGGGAGGAAUUAUAUUGGAUUCCGGUACGGCGGUGACGAGAUUAGAGACGGCGGCGUAUAAUGCGAUUCGAGAUGAGUUUUUGAAAGGGACGAAAGGAUUGAAGAGAGUGAAUGGAGUGGCGUUGUUUGAUCUUUGUUAUGAUUUGUCGAUGAUGAAGAGUGUGAAUGUUCCGAAAUUAGGGUUUGUGUUUUCGAAUGGGAAGGUUUUGGAUUUGCCGGCGAAGAAUUAUUUGAUAGCGGUUGAUUCGGUCGGGACUUUUUGUUUUGCGUUUGCUCCAACCACUGCUUCGUUGUCGAUUAUUGGGAAUGUGCAGCAGCAAGGGAUACGUGUCACUUUUGAUAUGGGUAAUUCUCUCAUUGGAUUCUCGGUGAAUAACUGCUGAAAAAAAGGAUUUUUAAUUUAUUUGCUGUUGGAUUUUGGGACCGCUUUAGACAAGUCUGUCUUUAUUAUUAUUAUUAUUAUUUUUUGUAUAGUAAUUUUUUUUUUAUUUUAGAUUUGGAAUCUAACUUUAUGUAUUGUGGUUAAAAAGUGAUCUGUUAUGUCAGUUAAAUGUAGUUAUUUGUUGUAUGACA
Molecule: messenger RNA, 1734 nt
Organism: Impatiens glandulifera
Lineage: Eukaryota; Viridiplantae; Streptophyta; Magnoliopsida; Ericales; Balsaminaceae
Product: protein ASPARTIC PROTEASE IN GUARD CELL 1-like
Exons: 1
Coding region: 117-1544 (475 amino acids)
Biological process (GO): proteolysis
Molecular function (GO): aspartic-type endopeptidase activity
Source: RefSeq, a predicted model, not a curated record